CGAAUUCAUUUCCACCAUUCACUCUCUGGGUUAUAGAUCGCUUGACUCUGUCCAGCAAUCGUCCGUCAUAACUCGCGGUCCUUUAAAAUCAUUAUGACCCCAAUCCACGCCACGCGUCUCGACACUUCUCAAAAAGACAUCCGCUUGCUCGAGCUUCUCCCGGCCAACAGUCUUCAAGACCCCAUCCAAUGCAGACUGUACAUAACUCAACUGUCAAUGGAAACGGAGUAUACGGCCUUAUCAUACGUCUGGGGAGAUCCGAAUGUUACCUCUCCCAUUGCUGUCAACGGCGUUCCCUUCCAUGCAACUCACAACCUUUGCGCUGCUCUAAGACGCAUACGAUCUAAAUCCAACCUCUCCACGACGCUUUGGGUAGAUGCGAUAUGCAUCAACCAGUCCGACAAAGACGAGAAAUCGUCUCAGGUUCAGCUGAUGACAGAUAUCUACCACAAUGCCUUGCUCGUCACUGUCUGGCUGGGGGAAAGCGACAGUACACCGAUGAGGCAAUCGUUCUCAUCAAGCUUACGGCCUAUCUCCAAAGAUCUCUUGAAAUAAAGGGGAAAGGCACUCUACUGCCAAUUAUCUUCUGCGUACCGUUUCAUCCGCUUUUUCCAAGUCCGACCUGAGAUCACUCGCCCUUCUCAAAUUCUUCUCUCGCCCCUGGUGGAGUCGUGUCUGGGUUGUUCGAGAAGUUAUCGUCUCUCGGCGUGCAAAUAUUGUAUUCGGAACGAAAGAGAUCUUGGAGUGGAAGAGUUUGAGCUUCAGAUGAUGAGUGCACUUGUCGAUAGGCCAGUUUGCGACGACUGAUGUACGAAUAUCUACACCAAAUGUGCCCUAUAAGCAGAAAGGGGAAUGGAGUUGAAGACUAUGUUCAAGCUCGCCUGUUGGUAGAUAUUCAAACAUACUCUUUACUCUCUCGAAAAGAUAAUGUCAGAGGACGUGUUACG
This is a messenger RNA of Neurospora crassa OR74A, 947 nucleotides long. RefSeq lists its product as hypothetical. The record is from RefSeq and is a predicted model, not a curated record. NCBI's taxonomy places the organism in Eukaryota, Fungi, Ascomycota, Sordariomycetes, Sordariales, Sordariaceae. The coding region runs from base 94 to 555 and encodes 153 amino acids. The transcript has a single exon.